Messenger RNA from Paraglomus occultum, 1803 nucleotides. NCBI's taxonomy places the organism in Eukaryota, Fungi, Glomeromycota, Glomeromycetes, Paraglomerales, Paraglomeraceae. The record is from the annotation of a GenBank genome assembly.
AUGGCCCUAAGAAUAUUAUCUUGUUUCGUCUUAGGUGAUGAUGAUUAUUUUCCGGUUGAUAUUGGCAACCAAACUUUCGUCAAUAAUGUUGCUAUCUCUUUUGACGAUUUCACCGUUGGACAUCUCAAGAAGCUCAUCUGGGAACAGAAAAAAGAUGACCUUGUUGACUUUGGAAAAUUGAAUCUUUGGAAGGUUGAGAUUCCUACUGACAAACCAAAAAUACUAGAAGUACUCAAGUCUCUUACUGAGCUUGACAUUAAACGAGAAUACGGAGGUGUGAAACUAUCGACUCCGGAUGACGAUAUUAAGGACCAUUUCCCCAGUCAACCUCCAAAAAGACACAUCCAUAUUAUUGUACAACCCCUCGCCACCACCGCUGGCGGUUCUGGAACUGGAAAGAGCAGAUUUCUCGAUGAGAUUGAAAACUUGCUCAAGGAAUGCGCUGAGAAAUGUAACGAUGAAGAAAUCCGUAAUGCUUUUGCCAACAUGAUCGUCAUCAACACAACGUAUGGGAAUGGAUCCACUGCUGACAAUAUAGAUCAACGGAUUGGGCCUCAGGCAUCUCUUGCAAUACGUAUUCUGUUUGAGUACUUCCGACCUCAACAUAACUUUAGUGAAUUUGAUUUUCCUAGCUUCCGCGCAUACUGCAAUCAAUCAGACAUUUCAGAUUUUGCCCUGAACAUUGCUCUUCGAGUUAUCUACAUUGACAAGAUGGAAGCGAAACAAGCAACAAUCUCUCAUCCUCUAUUAGUUGUGGUAGUUGGAAUUGAUGAGUUCAACAAACUGCAUGAUAUAGACAAACAAACCUCAAAGAGCCUCAUAAAUACCAUUGGAAGCUCGAUGUGUAGAGCACCUGCAGACAUUUUUUUCAUUCCCAUCCUGGCUGGAACAAUUGAAGGACCUAUAGAAGAAUAUAUCACAGGUUCUAUGCAUCAACCACUUCACCUCCCACUACACCUCCUUGAAGAGCAUCAUGCAAUAAAGAUUGGCAAGGCUAUGAAUCUAUUCAAUGAUGAUUAUGUCACUUAUAGUCUUUAUUUUCAACAUAGUAUCAGUGACCAUGGAGGUCAUGUGAAAGCUUUGGAGUAUUUCUAUGAUUUUUUUUCACAAGAAUUAAGAAAAUGUCAAGAUCCUGAUAAAGUGAAAAUUGAGAAAGUCAUGGAACGGGUCAAAGACUCUAUCCAAGAAAAGUAUUGCUUUGAUUCAUUCUCAAAUUUGACAGAACCUCUCAUAAAAGCUAUAUUGGGCCUGCCAGUUAACAAACAUGAUAAGACCACACUUGAUGAUGAAUCAAAAAUAAGCUACCAAAAACUCAGUUCAAGGGGGAUUGUGAAUUUGAUAAAAAAGGAUACAAGUUCCAAAUACUAUUUGCAGUUACUUUAUUAUUAUGUGUGGGUUAGUGCACUUGUUGAAGUUCAAGCAUCCAAACAUCCUGGGAUGAAGUAUUGGAAAGUCAUGCUUAACUAUGAUGAGCCAAUGUAUUGGCAGAACUUUGAGGAUUUCAAUGCCAAAUUCUGGGACAAUAUUGUUUUUAAAGGUGCAAAAUUUUCCAGUGAAUUUCCAGAUGUUGAAGUUGUCCUUCCUGAAGAUAUCAAAUUGUAUAAAUUGCAACAACAUAAACAGUAUCCAGUUACCCCAACUAACCAGAAUAAAGAAGUGAAAUAUGAUGGCAAUAUGGAAGUGACACAUGGCUAUAUCACAUUCGAUUAUUUGAAGAAUGAUUAUAUCAAGAAAUAUAUGGGUCAUAUCUUCUUAAAUGCACCUGGGGCAGACCCUUUGAUGUCUUUGGAUUUCUUAAUAUGA